CGGACCUGACCUGCCCUCGCCAUGACCGAAGCCGCCGUCCGGCGCCCGGGGGGCACGGUCCCUGGAGGGUGAGCGUGGCAAGAGGCCCCCGCCGGAGGGCGAGCCUGCAGCCCCGGCGUCUGGAGUUCUGGAUAAGCUUUUUGGGAAGCGGCUCCUGCAGGUGGGUCGAUAUCUGGUGUCCCACAAGGCGUGGAUGAAGACGGUGCCCACAGAGAAUUGCGACGUAUUGAUGACCUUCCCAGACACUACCGAUGAUCACACUCUGCUAUGGCUGCUGAACCACAUCCGCGUGGGCAUCCCCGAGCUCAUCGUGCAAGUCCGCCACCACCGCCACACGCGUGCCUACGCCUUCUUCGUCACCGCCACGUAUGAGAGCCUACUCAGAGGGGCCGACGAGCUGGGUCUGCGCAAAGCAGUGAAGGCUGAGUUUGGCGGGGGCACCCGCGGAUUCUCCUGCGAGGAGGACUUCAUCUACGAGAAUGUGGAGAGUGAGCUGCGCUUCUUCACCUCCCAGGAGCGCCAGAGCAUCAUCCGCUUCUGGCUGCAGAACCUUCGUGCCAAGCAGGGCGAGGCACUGCACAACGUGCGCUUUCUGGAAGACCAGCCAAUCAUCCCUGAACUGGCGGCCCGAGGGAUCAUCCAGCAGGUGUUUCCAGUCCACGAGCAGCGCAUCCUGAACCGCCUCAUGAAGUCAUGGGUGCAGGCUGUGUGUGAAAACCAGCCUCUAGAUGAGAUCUGCGACUACUUUGGAGUCAAGAUUGCCAUGUACUUCGCCUGGCUGGGUUUCUACACAUCAGCAAUGGUGUACCCGGCCGUCUUUGGCUCUGUCCUGUACACGUUCACGGAGGCUGAUCAGACAAGCCGGGAUGUAUCCUGUGUGGUCUUUGCCCUCUUCAACGUGGUCUGGUCAACGCUGUUCUUGGAGGAGUGGAAACGGAGGGGGGCGGAGCUGGCCUAUAAGUGGGGAACAUUGGACUCACCUGGGGAAGCCGUGGAGGAGCCACGACCCCAGUUCAGGGGCGUGCGACGCAUCAGCCCUGUGACUCGGGCUGAAGAAUUCUACUACCCUCCCUGGAAGCGGCUGCUCUUCCAGCUGCUCGUGAGUCUCCCCCUGUGCCUCACCUGCCUGGCCUGCGUGUUCCUGCUCAUGCUCGGCUGCUUCCAGCUGCAGGAGCUGGUGCUGAGCGUGAAGGGACUGCCCCGUCUCGCCCGCUUCCUGCCAAAAGUCAUGCUAGCCCUGCUGGUCAGUGCAAGUGCAGAGGGCUACAAGAAGCUGGCUGUCUGGCUCAAUGACAUGGAGAAUUACCGGCUGGAGAGCGCCUACGAGAAGCACCUCAUUAUCAAGGUUGUCCUGUUCCAGUUCGUCAACUCAUACCUGAGCCUCUUCUAUAUUGGCUUCUACCUCAAAGACAUGGAGCGCCUGAAAGAGCUCCUGAUCGUCCUGUCCCUGUCCCAGAGCCUCGAGCGGCAGCUUUGGGCGGUGCUGGUCCCGCUCGUGGCCCUGCGGUUCCGCCUGUUCCUCCUCUCCCUCCGGGGUCUCCUGCUCGUGGCCCGGGCCAAAAUGCUGGCCACCCUGCUGAUCACCCGCCAGUUCCUCCAGAAUGUUCGGGAGGUGCUGCAGCCCCAUCUGUACCGCCGGCUGGGCCGUGGCGAGCUUGGCCUGCGGGCCGCUUGGGAGCUGGCCCGUGCCCUACUUGGCCUGCUGAGCCUCCGGCGCCCUGCACUCCACCACCUCGAACCCCAGGCUGAAGAGGGUGGUGGUGGCAGCAGCAGUGGUGGGGGCCGCAGGUGUCUCAGCGGGGGCUGUGGGGCUCCUGAGGAGGAGGAGGAAGCCACAGUGGAGCGGCGGCCCGCGGGGGAAGGUGGGGAAAUAGGGGAUGGGCCUCGGGGGGGCAAGGAGGAGGAGGAGGACGACGAGGAUGAGGAUGAGGAAGAGGAGGAUGAGGAUGAGGACGAAGGUGAAGAAGGCGGCCUCCUGGACUGCGGGCUCCGACUGAAGAAGGUCAGCUUUGCUGAGCGGGGAUCCGGGCGGCAUCGACCUGGCCCAAGCCCAGAGUCCCUCCUGGAGGAGGGGAGCCCUACCAUGGUGGAGAAGGGGCUGGAACCAAGUGUGUUCACACUGGCUGAGGAAGAUGAUGAGGCCGAAGGGGCUCCCAGCAGCCCUGAGCGGGAACCCCCGGCUGUUCUGCUCCGCCGGGCCGGAGGCGAGGGCCGAGAUCAGGGGCCUGAUGGGGGCCCGGACCCAGAGCCAAGUUCGGGUGACUCAGCCCGGAGGCAGCGUCGGCAGAACAGGUCAUCUUGGAUCGACCCACCAGAGGAGGAACACUCACCCCAGCUCACCCAGGCCGAGCUGGAGAGCUGUAUGAAGAAAUAUGAGGACACGUUCCAGGACUACCAGGAGAUGUUUGUGCAGUUUGGCUACGUCGUGCUCUUCUCGUCUGCCUUCCCGCUGGCCGCCCUCUGCGCUCUGGUCAACAACCUCAUCGAGAUCCGCAGCGACGCCCUCAAGCUGUGCACGGGGCUGCAGCGGCCCUUUGGGCAGCGGGUGGAGAGCAUUGGCCAGUGGCAGAAGGUGAUGGAGGUCAUGGGUGUCCUAGCAAUCGUGGUCAACUGCUAUCUCAUUGGCCAGUGUGGGCAGCUGCAGCGCCUCUUCCCCUGGCUCAGCCCCGAGGCGGCCAUCGUGUCUGUGGUGGUGCUUGAGCACUUCGCUCUGCUCCUCAAGUACCUCAUCCACGUGGCCAUCCCCGACAUCCCAGGCUGGGUGGCCGAGGAGAUGGCCAAGCUGGAGUACCAGCGCCGGGAGGCAUUUAAGAGACAUGAGCGCCAGGCCCAGCACCGCUAUCAGCAGCAGCAGCGGCGGAGGCGGGAGGAGGAGGAGCGCCAGCGCCACGCGGAGCAUCACGCCCGGAGGGAGCGCGACACCGGUGGACGGGAGGACGGCUCG
This is a messenger RNA of Vicugna pacos (alpaca), 2944 nucleotides long. The record is from RefSeq and is a predicted model, not a curated record. NCBI's taxonomy places the organism in Eukaryota, Metazoa, Chordata, Mammalia, Artiodactyla, Camelidae.